GCAUAGACUGUGAUUCAUUGUCGUAAUUUGAUAUCAUGUAUUAUGUUUACAAUACAGAGAUGCAGUCUAAGCAUAUGAACAUUAAUGACCUAGAGGAGGAAUAUGAUCGAUUUGAGGAGGAAUCUUUGAUGGCUGGACCAUCUAGUAGAGCAGUAUUUACUCCUGGUCGAUCAUCAAGUUUAGCUAGCAGUCAGGCUUACGCAGGUAGUCAGUCAGCCAGGAAGGACUGGGCUAAAAUUAAAGUAACACUUAAACAAGAGAAAAAAACUGAAGGGGAGGAGCUACAAAAACAAAAGGCAGUCAAUAAGAUGAGGUGCGCAGUCAUGCUGAAAAAGUAG
Messenger RNA from Ruditapes philippinarum (Manila clam), 338 nucleotides. RefSeq lists its product as uncharacterized. The transcript is spliced from 2 exons. NCBI's taxonomy places the organism in Eukaryota, Metazoa, Mollusca, Bivalvia, Venerida, Veneridae. The record is from RefSeq and is a predicted model, not a curated record. The coding region runs from base 36 to 338 and encodes 100 amino acids.